AUGGAAUUGAUUCAAGGGUUUAUGCAGCAGCCUAAGGUACAGACCGCAGAAGAGACUAUCCCUACAUUAUGUGAUAGAGUUGAAAAUUCAACGUUGAUAGGAGAUAGAAGAUCUGCUGUCCUAGGGCUGAAAGCUUUCAGUAGGCAAUAUAGAGAAUCUGUUGUUGCAUCAGGUUUGAAACCAUUAUUGAAUACAUUAAAGAGAGAUCACAUUGAUGAUGAUAUGGUUAGAGCCAUUCUAGAGACACUGUUAAUUUUAUUUAUUAGAGGUGAUGGUGAUCAAGAUUUGACUAGAGAUUGGAUAUCCAGACAAUCGAGAUUGCAAAAUGGUAAAUAUCCUUCUCCAUUGGUGAUGAAACAAGAAGAUGAGUCUGUAGAUCAAUUCUCAUUAUGGAUAGCAGAUGCAUUAAUUCAAUCGAAUGAACUUAUUCAUUUAAUUAUUGGCUUUCUAGAGACAGAAAACUUUCACAUUAGACUUUACGCUAUUCAGAUUUUAGAAGCCAUUUUAUCAACAAGACCUGAUAGAGCAAGAAAUGCUAUUACAUCCCUACCAACAAGUAUAUCCACAAUAGUUAGUUUACUUGACGAUAUACAUGAGCCUGUAAGAGAUGAAUCUAUAUUAUUAUUAAUGACUAUAGUGAAUGAUUCGCCUCAUGUUCAAAAGCUUGUUGCUUUUGAAAAUAUAUUCGAGAGAUUAUUUGCCAUUAUCGAAGAAGAAGGAAGUCUGAGAGGUUCACUUGUGGUCAAUGAUUGUUUGUCAUUGAUUAAUAAUAUCUUAAAUUAUAACACCUCUAACCAAACACUAUUUUUGGAGACAGGUAAUUUGCCUAAGUUAGCUCAUAUAUUGAACCAACCGUUAACUAGGGAUGAAGAUUCAGUUUCUGAGGAUUUCUUUUGGAAUGAUCAAAGAAUCAUAAACAUGAAUACAUGCCUGGACAUUGUAUCAUUAACUGUCGAACAAGGUAAUUCCGUGACAAAAAAACAUCAAGAUACUUUACUCAACUCAAACAUAUUAAUGAUUGUGUUACGUCUUGCAUUUUAUCAUAAUAUCCCCAAAAAAGUUCGUCCAAUAGCUCUAUUUACUGCAGCUGAUAUGAUAAGAAAUAAUGAUGUUUGCCAGAUAGAAUUUGGCAAAAUCGAUGUUCCUUAUUUCGAUCCAUCUCUUAAUAGUUCUAACGUAAUAGAGAAUGUACCAUCAAUCCAAGUUAUUAACGUUUUAGUAAAUUGGAUUUUAUACGCCAAUUCAAUUUAUACGUUUGACAUCAGAAUGGCAUCGUUGGAGUUAGUAAAAGCAUAUUUCAGCAAAAAUUAUGAGUUACAAAAACAAUUUAUAGAACAACAAAUCGCCGGUUAUAAUAGUACCUUUAAUGAAGAUUCUCAAGACGAUACUAAUGAUGAGGUUGUUCAAGAAACAAAUACUAAUGGUAUUGUACCAGAAGAUACUGGAGACAACAGAAACUCGAUGGGUGAGAAAAUCAACUACAAUAUAUUGGAAAUCCUUUUAAGUUUCGACAUGGACUUAGGAUUAAACCCUUAUAAGUUAUAUUUUUCCACAGAUAUCCUGACAUUUUUAUUUACAGAUAUUGAGGAAAAUACAGGGAAAGAUGAACAAAAAAUUUCGAUCGCAGAAAUUGUACGUACGAUGAAAGUAGGAUCUCAUAUAGAUGACGAAGAACCACUGUCUGUAAUCGGAACAAUAGGUGAACUUCUACUAACUUCACUGACAGGUGGUCACAUUCGGAUCCCAAUAUCCUAUAUUACAUUUUUAAUUACUUGGCUUUAUGGAAAUUUUGCUGCAGUUGACGAUUUUUUAUCAACAAGCACCACAGUUCAUUCCCUACUCGCCUUUUGUUACCAAAUCAAUGAGGAAGAUAUAACUAUAAAAUGCUUAGUGAGUAUGUUACUUGGUGUUGCAUAUGAAUUUAGUUCAAAAAAGUCACCAAUAGCAAGAGAGGAUUACUACGAAUUUUUAACCAGAAGACUAGGCCAAGAUAACUAUCAGUCCCGAAUCAGACAAUUUAAGGAGAACUCUUUAUUUUCAAGAAAUAAUGUUCAAUUCGAUAUCUUUAAUCCACCUUUAGAUGAUACUGGCCUACCAAAAUUAUACUUCACACUAUAUUUUGUCAACUUAUUUAAUGAUAACUAUUAUAGAAUUAGAACGGCACUGUCACAUAGUCCGAAGGAAGAGUCAUAUCAAUCCAUUACGUUUGAAUCAUUUGAAGAAUUGCAAGGAAAAUGUACAGACCUUAAAGAAGAAUUAACUAAGGCUAACCAAGAUAAUGAGAAAACAAUAACAGACAUGAAAAACCAACUCAAUGCCUUAAAUGAUACACAUUCUGAAACAUCUGGUGAAUAUGAAAAAUUGAAAAAUGAUUACAGCAAUGUUAAAGAAAGGUUUACUACUAUCGAAUCUCAAUUAGACAAAACUACUAAGAAAUUUGAACAAUUAACUAAUGAAAAAGAGAAUCUAGAAAAAAUAAAGUUGGAGAAUAAUUCUCAGAUUGAAGAUAACCAAGUUACCAUAGAGGAACUCAAAGGAAAAAUGGAAAAGUUGAAUGAAAAUCUAGUAGAUAUUGCUUCUAAAAAAUCAAAAGCAGAAGAAGGUAUUAAUAAAAUGAGUAAAGAAUUAUUUCAAUUAACGAAAGAAAAGAAAACUCUUGAAGAUCAGUUGAAAAAAAACGAAAAGAACUUCACAAAACAGAUAGGUGAUCUUUCAAAAAAACAAGCCUUGUUGGAGAAAACAAUGUCUGAGAAAGAGUCCAUAAUCAUCUCACUUAAUAAUAAUGUUAGUAGCAUGGAGGGUGUAUUGAAGAAGCUUGAAACUGAGAAGUCUGACACAGAAAAACAGGUAGAAGAAUGGAAAAGAAAGUUUAAUAGUCACGAUAUACUGGUUGUAAAGUUGACUGAUAAACUGAAGUCGCUUGCAUCAAACUAUAAAGAAAUUCAAGCUGAUAGAGAAAAUUUGCAGAAGAAAAUCGGUGAAAUCGAAUCUGAAUUUACUGCUAAAUUUCAAAAGGUGCAAACUUCAUUAGAUAACAAAGAAAAAGAAAAUCAGUCGAUUAUCGAUGAGAGGGAUAUUCUUGUGCAGCAAUUAUCCGAAUUAGAAAAUGAAUAUGAAGAGGCUAAACAAACUGACGCUGAUGAACUUGAAAAAUUAUCGAUAGAAAAGGAAUCUUUAACUAGUAAGAUGGUAAAUUUAAAAUCGUCUAUUGAAGACCUGAAAAGCAAAUUAACAUCCUCAAGCCAAAACAAUACAGAUCUACAAAAUGAAAAAACCAACUUACAAGCUCAAUUGAAGGAUGAGUAUACCCUGAAGGACCAAGUUUCGCUUGAUAUCAAGCAAAAGGAUGCUGAAAUUGAAAAAUUACGUGAAGGUAUUUCAAAACAAAACUCCGAACACAGCUCUCUGCAGAAACUCAAUAAUGAUCUACAUAAAGAAUUCGAUCUGGUGAAAGAACAAAUCGUGAAGAAAAACAUAGAAAUUCAAAAACAAUUAAAAAAAAUUGACGGCCUUCAAAAUUUACUCUCCAAUAAUCAAGAAAAUAUAAAAUCAAAAGAAUUGGCCUUAGCUGCUCUCAGGACUUCAUUGGAAUCUGACACGGCAAAAUAUAAAACAACUAUAACAAAUUUAGAAGAAUCUCUGAAGAGCACCUCAUUGUCACAAGAUUUAUUCAAGAAAAGAAUAGAAAAUGAAAAACAGGAAUUGCAAUCACAAGUGGAUACUUUAUCAGGUGAGAAAGGUGAAUUGGAGACUUCUCGGAAUGAACUAAUUGCACAAAUUUCGGACAUGAAAGAUAAACUAACAGACAUGCAAACAAAAUCUGAUUUUAAAAAUGAACAAAACCAAGAUAAAUUGAAGGAGGUUCGAUUAAAAUUAGAGCAGGCACAAAAAGACAUAGAUAAUGCAAAUAUAAAAGCUGUAGAAGAGAAAGAAAAGACAGGAAAAUAUGCGAAUGAAUUGCAACAAGAGUUAAAAAAGUCCAAAUUGAAAAUAAGUAAUUUAGAGUCCGAAAUAUCAUCUCUGAAAGAAGAGUUAACAAAAAAUGUGGAGGAUUUAAAAGAGAAACUGCAACAAAGUGAAAUCCAUAUUACAGAGCUAGAGACUAAUUUAGAAAAUCAAAAAGAUGAAUCUUCCAAACAAUUAACGGAAUCUUCCCAGAACAUUUUAUCCCUAGAAAAAGAAAAGAAGAAGUUAAUCCGUGACCUUUCUGAGGAAAAAGAGAAACUUGUUGAACAGACUAAAUCAUCAGAACGUACACUGAAAGAUUCUACAUUAGAAAUGCAGCAAUCAAUUGAUCGAUUGACAACCAAAAAUGCCUCUUUAGUCAAGGAAAUACAGCAAACUCAAAAAGAAUUCGAGAAGUCACAAAAUUCUAUCAAUGAGAUUAAUUUAGCCAACUCAAAAUUACAGGAUAAAAAUAUAUCAAAAUUAGCAGAACGCCAAAAGGAGAUCACUGCCUUAAAUGCGAAAGUAGAUGCUCAAAUAAAAAAAGCUAUGGACGACCAAAUUAAAUUCAAGACUAAUUUGGAAGAGUUGCAGGAGAAAUUGUUGGUUGCUGAAGGAACACUUGAGAGGAAGGACUCAGAGGUGAGCAAUCUAACAACAAAGUUGGAUGACGUAGAGACAAAAUAUCAGGAUUCUACUAGAGAAAAGAAUGAAAUGAUCGAAAAAAUCGAAAAAGCCAACAUCCUAAUUCGGGAACAAAAGGAACAACUACAAUCAUUGAAUUCUAAUAUCCAGUCACUGACUAUAAACUCUGAAAAAUUCCAGAAAGAACUUCAAAAAGUAAAGGAUGCUUCUUCAAAGGCCGCCUUACAACAUACUAAGGAACUCGAUAAAUUAAAGCAGGAAUUGCGUUUAAAGACUGAAGAAUUUGACAAAGAAAGAAAACUCUUGAAUGAAGGGUCGUCCACCAUUACUCAGGAAUAUUCUUUUAAAGUAACCGAACUAGAAAAUGAGUUAUUAAAAAUUUCUAAUGAUUCAACAGAGAGGGAAAAGAUCACGGACCAAUUGAGAUCUGAAUUAGAGAUAUCUAAAAAUGAACAUAAAUCUGAACUGCAGACAGUAAAAUCAAGUUUAGAUGAAACCAAUCUCACUCUGGAAACAAGCAGUGUAAAACUUAGGGAAGCAGAGACCAAAUUGGAAUCUAUCAAAAAAGAAAGUAAAAUUAAGACUGAUAAAUUGCAAGACACUUUAAAACUAACCCAAGGAAAAUUAAUGAAUAAAGAUGUCACUAUCAAGGAAUUGAAAAAGUCCAAUUUAGAGCUUACUCAGGUGUCCUUGGAUGCUUCAAGCGCUAGGACAGUUGAGAUUGAAGCUUUACAAGUCCAAUUACAAAAUAAGGAAUCAGAGAUAUUAGAAACCAAAAUGAAAAACGAAGAACGUAUAGAGGAGACUCAGAAUACUAUUAAAACAUUAAACAAAAAGUUAAAGGAGACUCAAUCGAACUUAACAACAACAACGAAUACCUUAAGUGAAAUGGAAAAAAGUGGUAGUGAAGAAUCCAAGAUUUUAUCUGAGAAACUGAAAUCAGCUGAUAAGCAGAUAUUAGAAAUUAGAGAAAAAUUAAAGACAGCCGAUGAAGAAGUUAAUGCCAUCAAGAAAUCCACCAAGGAAAAAUCCCAAAAGGAUUCAGGAAAAAUUUUAGAAAUGAGUAAGACAAUUGAUGAUUUAAAUGGGAACCUCUCUUCAAAGUUAAAGAUUGUAGCUGGUCUAGAGUUACAAAAAGAAAAUUCAGAAAAGAAGCAUGUAGAAGCUAUUUCUGCCUUGAAUGAUAAAUUCACAAAUUUGGAGAAUGAUUUCAAGAAAAAAACAAUUGAAUAUGGUAAUGUAGCUGCAGGAGAUAAGAAACAAAUAGUAGAUCUUCUGUCUUCUAAUGAGGAAUUGGAGAGUACUAGUCAACAAUUGAGAACAGAGGUCGAAAAUCUACAUAAGGAUGUAGAAAAGGCAACAGAAUUAUCAAAAAAUAACAUUGAAAAGGAUAAUAUCAUAAUCGAUUUGAAGAAGAAACUAUCUGAAAAAGAUACUAAAUUGGCAGAAGAAAAAGUUUCAAAUAAAAAUUUGUGUACAGAAAUGGAAUCUCUCCAAAAGAAUAAUGACAAGUUAAAGAUCAUCCAAGAACAGUUAGAAUCAUCUUCUCAAAAUAUUUCCAGAUUACAAAAGGAAAAUGACAAAUUAAAAGCUACCGAUAAGUUUUCGAAUGAACUUAAAUCAAAAGUUGAUACUCUUGAAUCAGAAAACUCGACUCUAACAAAAUACAAGAGUGAGACUGAAACCAUUAAAAUAGACUUUUCUGAACUGAAGAAAAAAUCAGAAAAUUCAGAAAACGAAUUGAAGGUUCUUAAAGAAAAGUUAAGCAAACUUAAUGGUCAAUUAGAAGAUUCAAAAUUUUUACAAAAACAAAAUAAUGCUCUGCAAGAUUCCAUUAAGGAAAUGGAAACUACUCAAUCAGAGGUAUUGAAAUUCAAAGAAAAUUAUUUAGAGUGCAAUAAAAAGGUAUCGAAACUUGAAAUGGAGAAUAAGGAUCUACUCAAAGGACAGACUCAGUCAAUUGAAAGCGCUAAAACCAUAUCAAAAUUGGAAUCUGAAAAGAAAGGUUUCGUUUCUGAAAUUUCUACGCUAACAAAUAACGUCUCUACAAUGAAAACAAAAAUUGAGGAACAAGCUGCUGAGAUUAAAAAUUUCGAAAGUACUCUAAAAACUAAUAAAAACUCACAAAAGACAGAUAUCGAGAAACUUCAGGAGAGAGUUAAGUUGUUAGAGGCCGAAAAUAUAACUCUGAAGGAAAAGGAGAGCGACAAAAGUGAAAUGGAUGAAUUGAUGCUUCUUGUUACAGAACUAGACGAGAAAAAUACUAAGUAUAAAGAGAGAUUAGAAAAUCUUGGCCAGGAGAUUUCAUCCGAUGAGGAUGAUGAGAGUGAUGAAGAAUAG
This is a messenger RNA of Maudiozyma barnettii, 6930 nucleotides long. It is a transcript of the gene USO1, whose product is annotated as Uso1p. The coding region runs from base 1 to 6930 and encodes 2309 amino acids. Lineage: Eukaryota; Fungi; Ascomycota; Saccharomycetes; Saccharomycetales; Saccharomycetaceae. The transcript has a single exon. Gene Ontology annotation, cellular component: ER to Golgi transport vesicle membrane; endoplasmic reticulum; cytoplasm. The record is from RefSeq and is a predicted model, not a curated record. Gene Ontology annotation, biological process: intracellular protein transport; endoplasmic reticulum to Golgi vesicle-mediated transport; transcytosis.